AUGUCCGAGGGCAGCCCCACCUCCCUCCUGCACCUCUCCAUCACCCGCUGGAUAGCUGACAAUUUCUUUUUGUGUGAAGGAUGCACGGUACCCCGCUGGCUACUAUACGAAAUGUAUAUCGAAAACUGCAACCCAGGUGCCAAGGAUAAAGUAAAUUCAGCCACCUUUGGAAAGCUUAUUCGGUUAGUUUUCCCGGGUCUGGGGACAAGAAGGCUGGGCACAAGAGGCAGCGCCAGGUAUCACUAUGAUGGAAUAGCUAUCAAGAAGAACUCUUCCUUUUAUGCACGGUAUUGCUUUCUUCUGUCCGAAAAAAAAUAUCUCAGGCACAGCUCUCCAGGGGAGGUGAUGGCCGCUUCUGCAUGGGAGCUGAGCACCCCGACGGGCAGCGGUGGAGAUGCCUGCAGUUCGGCAGAUGCAGCUGGUUACACGAGCAAUGGCCAAAAAAUAGGAACAGAUUUGCACUAUUUUCCGUUGGUCACUUAUUUGAAGACUGAAGAAGACAGAUUUGAGUACCUUUUGCCUGAAUUCAGGACAGUCUAUCCUUGGGAGCAAGAGUUAGCGAAGAAAUACCCCUAUGAAAUGGUUGUACUGCUUGCAAAUGAGUACAAUAACUACUGCCAAGUCCUUUUACAGGUUGUGAGAAUGGAGGAGCUUGACAAGGUGGAAGGCUUCAUCGUGUCAUUCUGGAAGUCUCUGCAGCCUGAAAAAAUAGCAUUUAUGUCCUUGCCAGAUGUGUGCGAGCUAUUCAAGUGCUAUGAUAGGCAGCUAUUCCAGGAAAUGGAGAACAUUCUCCUUCGUGACUUCCUGGAGGAGGUGUCUGUGCAGUACCUGAAGACAAUCAGACUGUUCAGUAAAAAUGUUAAACUCUGGCUGCUUAAUGCUUUGGAAGGGAUGCCAGUGCUGCUCCAAACAACCAAAUAUAAAGAAGUCACACUGUUUAUAAAAAGACUCAGGAGAAAGACAGAUCUUUCUAAUAUGGCCAAGACAAUGCGAAUAGUCUUGAACAACAACAGCAAAGUCACUGGUCUGAGAUCAGACUUGCAUGCUGUCAUCAACCAGGGAUUUGUGGAUAUGCCCGGAAACCUCUUCCGAAAGAAGUUUAGGAAUCCAGAUGAACUGCAGAAUGACACAGAAAUCAAAUGUUUGAAUGACUUAAUAUCUUUGCUGGCACCUUCUACAGAUAUUCGGGUUCUCCUGAACUGUAUGUCUACAAAUCUUCAGGCUUUUAUCAUUGAGCCAAGCAGGAAUAAAGAGGAAUUUAGGAAACUGGCAGCUGAUUUCCAGUUGAGGUGGAACUUCCUAUUAACGGCCGUGAGCAAGGCAAUGACACUCAACUACGCAGACAGCUUUGGAUCCUGGCAUUUGUUUAAUUUGCUACUCCUGGAUUAUGUUGCUCACAUUUUCCAGUCCUAUAUAGAGGAGGAGGGAGCUGCAAGCUUCUAUGUCAUGGAGCAAAACGACCCACCCGUUCUGCUGGUUUAUGAGCCCAGCUACCUCUGGGGCUAUUUUGCAGAGGAGCAACCUCAAGCCAAAGCUCCACAGCCAACUCUCAUAACUGUGAUGCAGAGCCCGAGUAACAUCACAUUAAGCGACACAUAUUCAGAGUUCUGAGUUGUUUGGAGGACACAGGCACAGGCAGCAAGGUGAAAUAAAAUACUAGCUCUAAAGAAAAUUUAAAAAAAAAAGAAAAAGAAAAAAGAGGCCAUAAAUUGGGGGGAAUUGGGAAGGGUGUUAUGUGGACAACAGACCAAAAGGGCUGAUCAGAAGAGAGAGAAAAUGGUGUAGUCUUUUCUCACUAGCAUGAGAGGCUCUCUUUCCUCCACCCUGUUAUUAAUUUUGUCAAAAGAUGUAGAAGUGGGAAAUCCUUGAGGCCUUUCUGCCAUGCCAGACUUCCUUGCAGUCAGUCCCGUGGUUCAAAAUUAUCAGCAUAAGGCAUGACAUACAGGUAAAAAAACAAAAUGUCCAAGUCUUCUUAGGACACGAGGCUAAAUAUAAGGCCAUAUGGGAAUGUGGAUCAAGCCUCUGUGGUUAAUAGAAGAGAUAUAUUCAUCACUCGUAUGUUCAGCUGUUUUCAGAUUCCUCUUCCAUGUAAUAACAGCACUUGUCUUCAGUCUCAGAGAACACUGUGUUUUCCAGAACACGGAGCUGGACAAAUGUUAAUGGCACCAAGAUUCAUGAAGAAAAUAACAUUUUGGGGUGAUCUUGCUAUCAUUAUUUUACGGCUUAUAAACUAGGACCAGGACUGGAAAUUAACUGUUUAAAAAAUAUAUAUAUAUAUAUCCUCAUUAGUUGUAAAGAGUUUUGGAGAACCCUUGUUUUUAAAUAUAAGAUAUGCUAAAACUAGGUCAGUAAUGAAAUUGGAGGGGUUAAAGAAGGCACAAAGGGGACAAAACAAGAAUGAUUUAUGCACAGGUCAUGGGCUGUUGGACAAAAUAACAACUUACUUUGAAAUGCAGUAUGAUGACCUGUCCUGCCGUACCACCUUAACUUCUAAAACAAGCUGAGCUGGAUGCAGGGUAUGACCAAGGAACUGCCAAACCACUGAUGGCCAGAAAUCAGGAGAUAAACCAGUAGAAAGCUUACUCAAUGUCUGUCCUUCUUCCUGUGCUCUUUCACUCUGCUGUGCAUAUGGGCUUUUUUAUGGCCUCUGUGGCCAUUGCAAUGCUCUUACGCAGGUGACAGCAGACAAGGAUCUGACCCGGGUUGUUUGUGUAAGUGAUAUGCCUAUAAAUAAAUGUGUUGGUUUUUUACAUAUUUUGAACAUGACACCAAGAACAGAGCAAGGCUGCUUAGAGUGAGGGACAAGGGGUGCCAGAGUAAGAGAGGAUGGGUAUAAAACCCAAAAAGGGGAGUAGCACAACUUGAGACGGUAUGGAAGAGGGAAGGAGAAAGUAAAGGAUUGGGCAAAUGUAGGAAAAGCUUAGAGGGGAAAGACCCUGACAGCUAAUGGAGCUGAAAGCCCCGGGUUCCAGCAGCCCAUGCCAAUACUAAUCCCACAGGCUGAUGAAAAAUGCAGCUGCCAAAAGCGUCUCCAUCUCCUAGCACUUUGUUCACCUUACCAUCUCUGUGGAUCCCCUGAACGGAUUCCUGUCGCAAAAGGGGUUGGCUUCUGUGACUUUGGAUCACCUUCCCCUGCUCCCAGGCAGCCAUCUGUCCCUGCUCCUGGCUAAUCCCAGAACGCAUCCUGUGGGGUAUGCAAACCCUCAGCGGCGUCCCACAGCCAAGCUGCUGUUUCCUGGGCUGUGCGCCUGCUGCCUGACUUCCUGCACCGUGUAUCGAGGGUGUAGCUUGCAUUUUUUUUUUCCCUUUCAGUCCUUUACCUCAUGCAGCCUCUGCAGAUCUCUCUGGCCUGGUGUCUCUCUUCAGCUCCCUUCCUCCACUCCAUCCCCUGCCAACAACACCAACCUCCGUAUCUUUUUCAUCUUGUCCCACAAGGCAUUUCUGUGCCUUCCAUGCAGCCUGUUAUGCUUGGGAAAAAAAUCUGUUCAUCGCACCUCCACCCGCAUCUCAUUGAAAUUAGUGCUAAAAACUCACUUCUGCUGUGAAACCCUGGAAAAACGAGAGGGAGGACUGGUAACAGAAAUCAGAAAAGAAUCUCCCAACCUUGCCCUUGCAUCAGCAGCAGCAAUAUGUGCCUGUGUCUCAGCAGAUCUCUUCAUGAUCUUUCAGUCGUCACCUUCAUUUUUCCUUUUCCUUCCCCAUCUGUUUUUGGUCCCCCAUCCCCAGUUCAUGCUGAAUAUAAAUUACGCUCCUCAGCAGAGACACCGUGUUUUUACAUGUAUUUUGAACAGCGCAGCAUUUUUUUUCUUUCUUUUUUUAUAUAUAUUUUUUUCUUUUUUUAAUUUGAAGCAUGAAAAUCAUUGUUAAUAAUCUUGAAAACCGAAUAUAUUCCAAGCUGGUGAUGUCU
Messenger RNA from Anas platyrhynchos (mallard), 3907 nucleotides. It is a transcript of the gene RFX8, whose product is annotated as regulatory factor X8. Gene Ontology annotation, biological process: regulation of transcription by RNA polymerase II. The record is from RefSeq and is a predicted model, not a curated record. Gene Ontology annotation, molecular function: RNA polymerase II cis-regulatory region sequence-specific DNA binding; DNA-binding transcription factor activity, RNA polymerase II-specific. NCBI's taxonomy places the organism in Eukaryota, Metazoa, Chordata, Aves, Anseriformes, Anatidae.